AAUGGAAGAACUUAUAUGUCCAUAAUGUCAUAAUAUAUUCAAUGAAUUUGACAAUAUUCCUCUCAUGCUUCCAGAUUGUGGCCAUACCAUCUGUCAAAAAUGUAUUCAAUACAUGUUAUCCAAUGCUGAUGGUUAGUAGAUCUCCUGUCCAGAUGACAAGUAUUUUUUCUAAGUUCAUUUUAUCAUUAGUAUUUUAGCAAAAGGCAAGACUUAAAUCUCAUAAUUUCCUAAAAAUUGCUAACUUUUGAAAAUGAUUGUUAAAUAAAGACCAUCUAUUGAGUAACCUGAAUAUUAGUUACAUCUCAAUAAUUUAGCUUAGGAACGAAUUGAAUUGUGUGCUGAACAUUUAGAAAAGUUAGAAAUUGUAUGUUUAACAGAUAAUAUUCGAAUUUGUACUAAAUGUGCUUUGUUUGGAAAUCAUAGACAUCAUGAAAUGAAAUCAGUUGAUGAUGUAGUUAGAGAAGUCACUCUUAAAGCUGAAAAUAUUAUGUAGACUUAUUAAAAAAUCUUGGAUAAACAAUAAGAAAUGACUGAAUCGAAGUUUUUUGAGCCUUUAAGUGAUAAAUUCUAAGUAAUGCUUAAUGAAAGUUCAAUGUCUGUUAAGGAGAAAUUUAGGGAGUUACAUUAAUAAUUAGAUUAGAAAGAAUAUAAGUUAUUGGAACAAUUGAAUGGUUUAACUUCGACUUUAGAAUAAUAGACCAAAAGAUAGAUCAAAGAUUAGAUUUAAUAGAGUUUAUAGUAAGCAGAAUUAUGGAAAAUUGGAGCAAAGGAUCGUUUGCUCUAUUUUUCUACUAUGACAGAUAAUGGUGAGUUACCUUUAGAUUUACUUUAUAAUUAAGAGUUUAAAGGAAAUGCGAUAAUAGAAGAAAUGGAUAGAACAAUAAAAAUAUUAGAAUAGAAGAUUAAUAAUAUUAGAAUUAGAAAAAUUCGAGUGAACUUUAAAAAAGCUGAGAUAGAUAAAUGUUUUGAUACAAUGUGCUCAUUAACAUUAUAAUUAAAUCAUACUGAAAACAAUCAUAUUGAAAAUAGUUUUACAAAAUUUGAUCAAGAAGAACCACUUCUUUUACGAGAUAAUUCUGUAGCAGAUUGGACUGAAAAUGAUGAAAGUUUAAUUACUUAAGUUAGUUAAAAUUAGAGUCAUGUAUCUACAUAAUCAUAAGUUAUAUAAAUAAAAAGUUCUUUAAGAACAGAAAAUCUUUGUAGUUCUAUACCUCCUCUUAAAACGAAUAAAUAAAAAAGUCCAAAUAAAGAAUAAUAAUAAUAAUCAAAUAAUAAUCUUUAACCUCCAGCUCCAAUAUCAAUAUUACGUUAAGGUAUUUCUCCAACCCCAAAAUUAUAAGAUAAAAAAAAGAAAACAUUUAAAAUGAAUGAAAAAUUUGAUUCUGUUUGGCAGGCUUUCAAAAAUGAUAAUUUAGAAAUUGCAGAUUUUUCUAAUGCUGGUAAAUAUUUAUUUGUUAAACAUUUUAAGAAUUAGGAGAUGAAGGAUGUUCAAUAAUUGCAGAUUAAUUGAAAAUUUGCAAAAAAGUGAAAUAGUUAAAAUUAGCAAGAAAUAAGAUUAGUGAUGAUGGUGCAACAAUAUUAUUGUAAGCUUUAACCUAAAGUAACAAUUUAGUUUCAUUAAAUUUAUCUUCAAAUAUGAUUACUGAAAGGACAUUGGAUCUAAUCUUAUUUUUGAUAAAUAAUCGUAAUUACCAAAGAAUAUCUAUUUAUCAUAGACUCUCAUAAAUGCAACAAAAUCUAGGAAAAAAGUAGAAGAACUUAAAAAGUUAGGAUACUUAGUUAACAUAUGAUGGAAUAAUUUGAAAGUUAAUUAUUUAUAAAUUAUUCAAUAUAA
Messenger RNA from Paramecium sonneborni, 1834 nucleotides. The record is from the annotation of a GenBank genome assembly. Lineage: Eukaryota; Ciliophora; Oligohymenophorea; Peniculida; Parameciidae.